AUGAUCAAAAUCGUAUUGUUCUUGGCUACUGCUGCUGGCUUGAUUCACGCGCAAACGGUGCUCUAUCAAUGUUCCAUCUGGGGUGAUCCUCAAUUGGUUCAAUUUCCGACGAAUACUCUACAGAGUGCACAGCACAGUUUUUGUUCAUUCGAUGGUCACGCAGUGUUGUAUCGGUCAAAAUAUGUGCUUAUUUCUGUUCGCAGUGCUCGGCACGGCGAUUUGGUGCUCGACUUCAAUAUUAUUUUUUUUAAUAAUGCUUCUGUGCCAAUCUGCACGGUGAACGCAUUGGAGUUCAUCACAGGUGAACGAGUAUGUGAUACGGAGAUUGUUAUUCAGAAAUCGAGUUCAACAGACAUCAAUGUUCAAUACAAGCAAGCUCAAUUUUCAAUUUGGAUUCAACGGAGAUCUGGCAAUCAUUAUAAGAUCACAUUAUUUACGACACCCGCCCAUAUCAAUGACGGGCUCACUAGUGGAAUGUGUGUUCAGGGAUGUCGUUCAAGAAGUAUUCAAUCAUUGGCAAUGGAACGCACAGCCAACAUGACCGAUACACAAAUUGUCACUAGUGUAUUAGCAACGAAAGUGUGCGAUUUAUUCAUCUCUCAAUCAGUGAAUAACUUUCUGCGAACAACUCGUUCAUCGCCUGGUUUUGUUGAAGCUGUACGACAAGGAUGUAUCAGUGAUGUUACUCUUACUGGCGAUUCACGAUUGGCAGGCGAAGGAAUCGAGAAUAUCUUUGCUGAUGCCAUCAUACAACAAGGAACUGUCUCUGUUGAAAACAUCAGUCAAUUGACAACGAAUAUUUCAAGUGUUGCCACACAAGUAGUUCAACAAGCUGAAGUUGAAACUGAAAAACUCGUCGCUUCUGCAACAUGGCCUUGCCAACCCGAUGUACCAGUCUUACAUGAUAUUGGCUGCGAAUCUGGAAAUGUGACACGAGAUCUUUCUAUCUUUUUUAACAAUGCUAGAGGUGUCGAUCCAAGUUCAGAAAUGACUGCUUUUGCACGAAAUCAGAAUGGAAAAACCAAGUCUGGCAACGACAUCAACUCACUGGUUCGACAUACCAAGGACCGUUCGAAUUGUUGUCCUAUCUUCGCUCAAGAAAUAUGCAUGACAACCACAUCGGACUUCGUUCGAUACGAAUGGAAUUGUGAUGGAGUAUUAACCAACGAUAAGAACUUUUUUGGUGAAAGUGAAUACUGUUCCUUAGACGAUUCGGAGAGAACUUUGUCCACAGCCAGUAUGGUUACACGUUGGAGAACAGCAAAUCGAGAGCUUGCAAACACCGAGAAUGACUGUAUGUGUGAAACCAUGGUCAAAUUCAGUGAAGCUCUCGGUAGACAAACUCCUUUGUACAAGGUAUGGGAACUGUAA
Adineta ricciae is the source of this 1371-nucleotide messenger RNA. Lineage: Eukaryota; Metazoa; Rotifera; Eurotatoria; Adinetida; Adinetidae. The record is from the annotation of a GenBank genome assembly.